Sporothrix schenckii 1099-18 is the source of this 2043-nucleotide messenger RNA. RefSeq lists its product as uncharacterized. The transcript is spliced from 2 exons. Gene Ontology annotation, molecular function: transmembrane transporter activity. Gene Ontology annotation, biological process: transmembrane transport. The record is from RefSeq and is a predicted model, not a curated record. Bases 1 to 2043 code for a protein of 680 amino acids. NCBI's taxonomy places the organism in Eukaryota, Fungi, Ascomycota, Sordariomycetes, Ophiostomatales, Ophiostomataceae.
AUGGAGAGUGGCCCGUCACGGACGGGUACAGUUACCCUCGUAUGGGGUCAGCCUGGCCAGGCUACUGCUAAGAACGGUGUGGAUCAGCGGCAUCUCAAUUCCGCCAUCGAUGAGACGACACUGCGGAGGUGGAGCGUCAACAAGCGUGGAGAAAUUCGUCACUCUCUCGUCGACACUUUCUCCCUUGCUCCCUUUUCGACCAUGGCACCCACUGUUGACGAGCCAAAGGAGGCUCCUGUCGUUCACAAUGAAAAGCCAGGCGCCGACCCGAUCACACCAUGUCCGGGGGCACCCGCAGCGCACAACAUACACACCAUACACAACGGCGAGAAUGACGCCACGGGCAAGGUGUUUUCGAUUGACGACAUCGACCUGCCCCAGGGGUACUACCGGACGAUGCACUUUUGGGGCAGCAUGUUUGCGAUUGGCAUGAGCCUGAUGUGCGGCGUGGCUGGGUUCUCGUUUAUCGCACCCCUCCUGGGGAUUGUGAAUGCCGACAUCGGCCCCAGCGACGACAUCAACUGGGUGGCGCUGACGUACACGCUGACGGGCGCCGUGGGGCUCAUGAUUGUGGGCCGGCUCACGGACAUUUUCGGCCGGCGGUGGUUCUUUGUCGUCGGCAGCGCGCUGGCCUUGCUCGGCAGCAUCGUGUGCGCGACGGCGCCCACCAUUCCGGCGAUGAUUGCGGGCGAGACGCUGAUCGGGCUGGGCUCGUCGGCGCAGCUGUCGUUUGUGUUUGCGGUGGGCGAGCUGGUGCCGAUGCGGCACCGCGUGCUGGCCAACGCGUAUUGCUACCUGUGGCUGAUUUUGCCCAACGGAUUCGGCCCCGUGAUUGGGUAUGCGUUCGAAUACGAGUCGCGCGCCGGCUGGCGCGGGUCGUUUUACCUGCUGACGGCGAUGAACGCCGUGUGCACGACCGCCUGGUAUGUCUUCUACCACCCGCCGUCGUUUGCCAUGAAGCACGGCAGCGCGGCGGUCCUGGCGUAUAUUCGCGACUUUGACUACGUCGGCACGCUGAUGGCCACCUUGGGCCUCCUGCUCUUCUUGAUGGGGUUGUCGUGGGGCGGCAGCAUGUACCCGUGGCAGUCGGCCCACGUGAUUGUCACGGUGGUCGUCGGCGUCGUGCUGCUGGCCGGGUUUUUUGCGUGGGAGAUCUACAUGCCCCUCAAGGAACCGCUGCUGCCCGUCCACCUGCUGCGCAACCGCGACUGGCUCGUCUGCAUCCUCAUGUGGUCCAUUGGCGCCUCGGUCUACUACGCGUUUGCCGUCAUCUGGCCCGACAUGAUCCGCGCGCUGUAUGCCGACCAGCACGACAUUCUGUGGAGCGGCUGGGCGGCCGGUGUGGUCGGCGGUGGCAUUACCGCCGGCGAGAUCCUAGCCGGGUUCGCCAAGCGGCGCCUCCACUGGGUCAUCCGGGCUGUGUUCUUCGCCGGCGCCGCCCUGUUGGCCGCCAUGGCCACCUGCACACCCGACACGCCGACGCGGGCCAUUGUGCUCCUGCUGCUGGGCACGACGUUCAUCGGCGCCAACGAGUGCCUGACGUCGACCUGCGCGUCCAUCUGCAUCACCGACCAGCGUGAGAUCGGCACCGCCCUGGGCAUCGGCGGCUCCUCGCGGUCGUUUGUAUCGACGCUCUGCGGCACCGUGUACACCGUCGUGCUGUCCAACCGCCUGGCCACGACCAUUCCCGCGCAGGUGCCGGCCGCGCUCGAGGCGGCCGGCCUCCCGGCGUCGCAGACCGCGUCGUUCAUCACGACCUACGGUGCCGGCGGCGUUGCGGGGGCCACGGCCGCGGGCGUCGUCCCGGGCCUCAACGAGACGAUUCUGGCCGCCGGCGUGCACGCCUACAAGGUCGCCAGUGCCGACGCGUACCGCACCGUCUUUUACUCGACCAUCGCAUUUAGCGGCAUCGGCAUUCUGCUGAGCAUCUUCGUCCCGAACGUGGACACACUCCUGACAGGCGAAGUGGCUGUGACGCUGCGGGCGACGGAGGCCGCUGAGGACGUCGUGCCGCGGUCCAAGCUGGAGGAGGCGGAUGUGUAG